CACAAGUUCAAAGAAUGAAAGGAUCAGAUGAUCAUUAAUGCCAAUUCCUCUCUAACCAUGAGGGAAAAACAGCUGCCCAAGACUAUAUUUCUUCUUCUUUUUAUGCUAUUUUCCAGAUAUGCUUCAGCUAUUCCCAAACCGCAGUACCUGGUGCUGGUUCCAUCACAAAUUUAUAGUGGAAUUCCCGAGAAGGCCUGUAUCAUGCUCAGUAACAUGAAUGAGACAGUGACACUGAAUGUCGUUCUGGAGUAUGAACUACAGAGAAGGAACCUCUUCAGAGAUGAAGAGACAAAGAAGGACUCUUUCUACUGCACCCCUUUCACUAUUCCAAACUUGGCAAUUUCCUCAGCAUUAAUUCAUGUGCAUGUGAAUGGCCCAACCCAGAACUUCAUUGAGAAGAAACCAAUAAAGAUUAUGAAAGCAGAGAGCCUGGACUUUGUCCAGACAGACAAGCCCAUUUAUAAACCAGGACAAACAGUGAAAUUCCGCAUUGUUUCUGUGGAUCUCAAUUUCCUCCCUCUACAGGAAACGUUUUCGGUGGUUUACAUUGAGGAUCCCAAGAAGAAUCGAAUUUUUCAAAGGCAAAAUCUCGUAUUGCAACAAGGCCUCAGCCAACUCUCUUUCCCUCUCUCAGAGGAGCCCAUUCUGGGUUCUUAUAAGAUUAUUCUGCAAAAACUAUCAGGGAAGAAAAUUGAACGCACUUUUCAGGUGGAUGAAUAUGUUUUGCCCAAAUUUGAAGUCCAAGUGAAAGCACCCAAGGUUAUUAGCUUUCUAGAUGAAGAAUUUAAUGUCACUGUCUGUGGUCGGUACACAUAUGGAAAGCCUGUUUCUGGUCUGGUGACAAUUAAUGUGUGCCGAAAAUAUCAGCAAUAUUAUUCUCCUUGCCAGAAAAACAGACCACAAGCUUUCUGUGAAGAAUUCACUAACCAGGCAGACAAUAAAGGCUGCUUCACAAAACUCAUAAAGACUCAAGUGUUUCAACUGAGAAGUAGAGGGUAUGAAAUGGAAAUAGAAGUGGAGGGCAGGGUCAGAGAGGAAGGAACAGAACUGGAGUUAAUUGGACAUGGAUCAUGUGAAAUCUCAACUACCUUAAGCAAAUUAAAAUUUACUAAAAUUGACUCACAUUAUAGACGUGGACUUCCUUUCUUUGGGCAGGUUCUUUUAGUUGAUGAGAAGGACCAGCCAAUGCCCAAUAAAACUGUGAAUGUAGUUUGGAAUAUGGCAAAACAGUCCCAACAAUACACUACUAAUGAUCAUGGCAUCGUGGACAUUUCCAUUGAUACCACAAAUCUCACAUCUCCUCCCUUAGAUAUAAUGGUUACUUACAAAACUAUGAAUGAAUAUUGUCUUAGUUCGAUGUGGCUUGAAGAAAAUCAUGUAAAGGCUCAACACUUUGCAAAUGGUAUUUUCUCACCAAGCAAUAGUUUUAUUCACCUUGAACCCAUCACUGAUACUCUGACCUGUGGGCAAACUCAGCAGAUCCAGGUUCACUAUAUGCUAAAUAAACAGAUUCUGAAGAAUGAAAAAGAGUUAACCUUCUAUUAUUUGAUCAAAGCGAAGGGCAUUAUCUCCCAAUCAGGAUUGCAUGUGUUGUCCAUUAAAAAAGGGAACAUGAAAGGGAUAUUUCCCUUCUCCAUUCAAGUGGGUUCAGACAUUGCUCCUGAGGCAAACUUGCUUAUAUAUGCUAUUUUACCUGAUGGAGAAAUGAUUGCAGAUACUCUGAAACUUGAGAUUGAAAAAUGUUUUGCCAAUAAGAUAAAUUUAAGUUUCUCCCCCGCUGAAGGCCAGCCAACCUCAGACACCAAACUGAAUAUCUCAGCCACCCCUCACUCCCUCUGUGCUCUUCGUGCAGUAGACCAGAGCGUCCUUCUAAUGAAACCUGAAGCUGAGCUUUCACCUCAAUCAAUUUAUAAUUUGUUACCAGUGAAAGAUACCCCUAAUUUACCCUGGGGUUUUGAUACUGUAAACAAUGAAAACUGCAUCACAGCAGAUGACAUAAGUAUCAAUGGAGUCAUUUAUGUGCCAAAGCAGCUACUGAAUGAAGAUGAUGUCUACACCAUCAUUGAGACUUUUGGAUUCAAUAUUUUUACCAACUCAAAAAUCUAUAAACCACAUUUUUGUCAGCAUUUUCAAAAUAGUUUCCAAGUUCCACCACCAAUACCAAGUAUGGGGAGAAUGCUUGCACCAGGAAUAGGGGCACCAGAAGGGGCUGGAGAGCAUUCCUACAUCCUAAGGUCCUUCUCAUAGUUAAUGAUUUUAGGAGUUGCCACUUCAGUUGUACAAAAAAUCAAAAAGAAAGAGACAAUUCGGAAGUAUUUCCCUGAGACUUGGAUCUGGGAUUUGGUGACACUUGAUUUGACAGGUAGAAGUGAGCUGAUAAUGAAAAUCCCUGACACCAUCACAGAGUGGAAGGCCAAUGCAUUCUGCUUGUCUGGCACAACAGGACUGGGCCUCUCCCCCAUCACCUCUCUUCAAGCCUUCCAGCCUUUCUUCCUAGAACUCACUCUGCCCUACUCUGUGAUUCGAGGAGAAGUGUUUACACUCAAAGCCACAGUGUUCAAUUACCUAUCCCAGUGCAUUAGGAUCAACAUGCAGCUGGAGGACUCGCCUGCAUUCUUGGCAGUCCCAGGAGAGAAGAAUCAAGACUCUCACUGUGUCUGCAGAAAUGAACAGAAAACCCUGGCCUGGGCUGUGACCCCAAAAUCACUGGGAAAGAUGAACUUCACAGCCAUUGCAGAAGCUUUGGAGUCUCAGGAGCAGUGUGCUGGGGAGACACUCCAAGUUCCAACAACUGGAUGGAAGGACACAGUGAUCAAGCCUUUAUUAGUUGAGCCUGAAGGAAUUGAAAGGGAGGAAUCUUUCAACACCAUGAUCUGUGCUCAACAAAACGAAGUACCUGAAAAGUUGUCAUUAGAAGUUCCUUCAAAUGUGGUUGAAGGAUCUGCCAGGGCAACAUAUUCAGUUUUGGGAGAUAUGCUUGGGUCUGCAGUGACAAAUCUUCAGAAUCUUCUCCAGAUGCCCUUUGGUUGUGGAGAGCAGAACAUGGUCCUAUUUGUCCCUAACAUUUAUGUUCUGAACUAUCUGACUCAGACAGGACAACUGACAGAGAGCAUCAAGUCCAAAGCCACAAGCCACCUUAUCAGUGGGUACCAAAGGCAACUGAAUUAUAAGCACAGUGAUGGAUCAUACAGUGCCUUUGGGGAGCAGAAUGGCAGAAGUCAAGGAAAUACUUGGCUCACUGCCUUUGUGCUCAAGUCCUUUGUUCAAGCCCAGGCAUACAUCUUUGUGGAGAACUCACACAUCACCAAUUCCUUCAUGUGGCUUUCACAGAAGCAAAAGGAAAAUGGUUGCUUCCAAAGUUCUGGAUCGCUAUUGCACAAUGCUAUGAAGGGUGGUAUUGAUGAUGAGGCCACGCUCUCUGCCUACAUCACCAUUGCUCUGCUAGAGAUGCUACUGCCUAACACUAACACAGUAGUCCGCAAUGCUCUCUUCUGCUUGGAAACAACCUGGAGUUCCAUCUCAAAUACCCAAGGAAAUCAUAUUUAUACCAAGGCAUUAUUGGCCUAUGCCUUUGCAUUAUCAGGAAACCAAAUCAGGAGAAAUGAGGUGCUUCAGUCAUUAGAGAAAGAUGCUGUGAUAGAUGAUGAUUCAGUCCAUUGGGAACGUCCUAGAAAACCUAGAGAAGCAAAAUCAUCCUCUUAUGAGCCCCGGGCUCCUUCUGUUGAAGUAGAGAUGACAGCUUACGUGCUCCUUGCCUAUCUUACUCCUAUCCCAUCUGCAAGAGACCUGACUGUGGCAUCUCGUGUUGUGAAAUGGAUCAUCAAACAACAAAAUCCUCAUGGGGGGUUUUCCUCCACUCAGGACACUGUGAUAGCUCUCCAAGCCCUUGCCAAAUAUGGAGCAGCAGUUUAUGCUAAUGGGGAAAAAUAUGUCACAGUUACGGUCAAAUCUUCCAGGUCCUUCUCUGAGCAAUUUCAAGUAAACAAAGCCAACCGCCUUUUGCUGCAGGAAGUGAAGUUACCAAAGAUUCCAGGGGAAUACAGAACAGUGGUGUCAGGGUUUGGAUGUGUAUACCUUCAGAGAACACUGAGAUAUAACAUUCUGCCUAAGAAAGAAGGAGAAAGUCCCUUCACACUUGAUGUUGAUACAUUCCCUAAGAAAUGUGAUGGAGUAGAUGACCACAAGAAGAUCCAGAUUCACAUCAAUGUUAGUUAUACUGGGAAACAACCCAGUUCCAACAUGGUCAUUGUUGAUGUGAAGAUGGUAUCAGGAUUCAUACCUGUGAAAGCAUCUGUAAAAAAGCUGCAAGAAAUGCCCCAAAUUCAAAGAACUGAAGUGAACACCAACCAUGUCCUGAUUUAUUUUGAAAAGUUAACCAGUCAAGUGUUGAGUUUCUCCUUCUCAGUGGAACAAGAUAUUCUAGUAGAGAACUUGAAACCAGCUAAUGUAAAAGUUUAUGAUUAUUAUGAAACAGAUGAAAUUGCCAUUAAGGAGUACACGAUUCCCUGUGGUUCUGAAGAUCAAGAAAUAAAUGCUUGAGAAUGUAAACUUUCAUCAGAUUUACUUCUCUAAAAAUGAAGAAGAAAGACUGGGAGAGAAAAUACUGCAAGAAAUAAGGGAUUGGAAUUUAUAAUAAAAUUUGUGUGUAGUAUUUAGAAGUAUAUCUUCUGUUUUAUUAAUUAUCAUUGCCAUGUAUAAUCUGAAAUGUUACUUUACAAUGUAUAUAUUAUCUAUAAAGAUUUUUUAAAAACUAUAUAUAAAUUCUUAGAAUUCUAUAUGGACUGUAUUCAUAAAUACCAUUGGUGAAAUUUUAGACAUCACCAUAAUACCAAAUAAAAAUAAUGUUUCA
Messenger RNA from Suncus etruscus (white-toothed pygmy shrew), 4849 nucleotides. RefSeq names its product pregnancy zone protein-like. Gene Ontology annotation, cellular component: extracellular region. Lineage: Eukaryota; Metazoa; Chordata; Mammalia; Eulipotyphla; Soricidae. The transcript has 38 exons. Gene Ontology annotation, molecular function: endopeptidase inhibitor activity. The record is from RefSeq and is a predicted model, not a curated record.